Molecule: messenger RNA, 486 nt
Organism: Erythranthe guttata (spotted monkey flower)
Lineage: Eukaryota; Viridiplantae; Streptophyta; Magnoliopsida; Lamiales; Phrymaceae
Source: RefSeq, a predicted model, not a curated record
AUGAAUCCCUCUGAGUUUCACGGUGGUCCCGACCCGGUCGUAGCCGAAGAGUGGAUCAAAUCCUUGGAGGUGAUCUUUGAUUACAUGCAAAUGAAUGACCGUGAACGAGUGCAUUGUGCCCUAUUUUUACUUCGCAACGAAGCUCGGAACUGGUGGGAGGGAGCUAAGGAAGGUAUCGAACUUGAGAACUUAUCGUGGCAGGCGUUCAAGGUCCAAUUCUUUGAGAAAUACUUUUCCAAGGACGUCCGAGCCAACAAACUCAAGGAAUUUAUGGAACUCCGCCAAGGGGACCUUCCCAUGACCGAAUACAUUCGAUUAUUCGAACGAGGAUGCCUGUAUGCCCCAUUUAUCGCCAAGGACGUCGAGGAAAACAAAAACCACUUCACAAGGGGACUACAACCCGAAAUCCGAAGGGAUAUCCGCAUGUCUAGUGCCACCACCUUUCGCCAGAUGGUGGACAAAGCACUAACGGCUGCCCAAGAUUAG